AUGGCGGCAGGGUCAGGACAGUCGCCGAACAUGGAGACCUUCGAUGCGUAUUUCCGGCGCGCGGAUUUGGAUUCGGACGGCCGAAUAAGUGGGGCGGAAGCCGUGAACUUCUUUCAAGGGUCCAGCUUGCCUAAACACGUCUUGGCUCAGGUGCGAUAUUUUUUCCUCCUUUCUAUUUAGUGUCAGCCCUGUCAAUCCGAUCUUGGUUCAGAUAUGUAGAAGAUCGAAGCGAAUUGUUCUAGUGGGCGUAGAUUGAACAGUUGUCGAGAUUUUGGUUAAUAUUUAUCUGUUGAGUAACAUUUAUUCUUCCUGGAUCAUUUCGUCACUUCGAUAACGCGCUAGAAUACACUUUAGUGGGAAUGGGUAUACUAUCUGGGAUCUGAAAAUCGCGUAUGUUUCUAUUAUUACGAGAAAACAAGUAGUAUACCGAAUGAUAACUGGCUCCUGUGAAAUGCAUUGCCUGCUAUCAAGCUGUGCCUCAUUUUUUGGAGCAUCCUUAUAGAAUUGGGGUCAAAUCUCGGGACGUGUUUAAAGAUCCCUUUUAAUAGUUCGGUGACAAGUUGAAUCGCCACGUAAUUUUGUAGUUAUUUCCGUACAAAGGGAUUGUAUUCGAUGGGCCUCGCCUCACGACAAUUGAAGUGGUCUGGUCCCCGUAAGAAUGCCACUCAGAUCUCUCUAAAGGAAAAAUAUCCAAAGUUGUGGUGGUUAAUUUGACAGAUGUAACUUCGUUAUUUAUUUUGGAGAAGGUAGUUGGAAGAAAUGCUAUCUAGUUUUUUUCUGUAGAAUAGCAUUGUAUUUCUAACUUGUUCCCAAUUACAAGAAUGGCUAAGUCGGUGGGGGCCCAUCGUCCUUCUCUCACCAUAGUUUAUGAAAUUCGGUGUUGAGUAAUCCUUUGACCUAGCCUCAGAAGACCAUUCGUCUGUUGCCGAUAAUGGAUGUGUUUUUUCUGGGAUUCAAAAAUGAAUGUUGAGCUGAUGGAUCUGUCUCUGUGACUGAUGGGACAUGACCCUAUGCACACCAUCCAUUGGCGACCAAUUGAUGGAGCUUGUAUGGUUAUUCUGUUGUGGACUACUACAGAUAAUUCCUGUCAGAUAAUUAUGGAUCUUUUGCAUCUUGAUAUUCGUAUCUUUAUUCAAGUGAAGCUGCCUCAGAAGCACUGUUCAUUUUUAUUAUUUGAGUUGAUAUAUAUAUUUUUUCUGUUUUUUAACUUCGAUUAAUGUCCGACAUGAAUAUAGAUGCCUUCUUUCCUGAGUUAUUUUCAGUUUACGGUUUUUGUGCACUAUCUUGCUUUCUGUAAAUCUAGGAUUUUUUGACUUUCAAUGUUCAUCAUUAACCCAAAGUACUAUUUGUUAUUUUUCAUUUUUGUCCCAAACCUAUUACCUUUUGCUUUCUUUGUUCCCCUCAUCUCAUUUAUGUUGUACGCAGAUAUGGAUGUAUAGUGAUUCGAGGAAAUCAGGUUUUCUAAAUCGACAAGAGUUCUACAUGGCUCUUAAAUUGGUAACUGUCGCACAAAGGGGACGAGAACUGACUCCAGAAAUUGUUAAGGCAGCUUUAGGAAGUCCUGAUGCGGAUAGAAUCCCAGCCCCACAGAUAAAUAUUGUGGCCACUCCUGCUCCAGGGAAUCAGAUGGCCAUAUCAAGACCGCCAGUGCAUUCUAUGAUGGCACCCCAGGUUGGCAUCAUGGCAACAGCUCCAUCUCAAACUCCUGGCUUCAGCGGCCCUCAAGCACUUCCUAAUGCCAAUGUGAAUCAUCAAUUUUUUCCCCCUACGAAUGGUUCGAAUUUGAGGCCAAACCAAACAUUAGUUGGGCCAGGAAUCACUCGAGGGGGUGUGCUUGCAGCUCCACAGCAUCCACGCUCAAAUGCUCCAAAUUUAUCUACUGAUUGGCGCAAUGGGGGAAUGGGGGUAGCUUCACAGGUUCUCAGUGGCCCUGCUCCCUCUGUUAUGACGGACGGAUUUGGGCCAGCACAGCCUGGCUCAAGAACUUCAGUAAGUCAAGCAGUACAGGCACCAUCUGUGGUUUCCUCCGCUGUAUCAACAAAACCAGUAGAUCCUCAUUCAGCAUUUCAAGCAUUCACAAAGGAUUCCAAAGAGGUUGCUACAUCAGCGAAUGGUUUUUCUUCUGAUUCAAUUUUUGGAGGUGACAUAUUUUCUGCAACAUCUCAACUGAAAGGCACUUCCACAGCUGCUUUUGCUGCUAGCAGUGUUCCAAGCUCAGUUGGGAUUGCCCCUACAUCGUCUGCAGUGCAGACUUCAGUUAGACCGGUCCAAAAUGCUCUAGUGCAGAGUAGCUCUGUAGCCCUUGGGGGUAGUCACCUUCAGCAGACUGAGUCAUUGAAUAAGCAGAGUCAGACGGAAAUUACCCAAAGCAUUCUAGCAUCUACACAAUCUGUUCCAUCAGUAGGAGCUGUUGGUCCUGCAUCCAGGCCCUCUGAGCGUCCUUGGCCGAAAUUUUCUCAAUCCGAUAUUCUAAAAUACAGUAAAGUCUUUGUUGAAGUGGACAAGGACAGGGAUGGAAAGAUCAGUGGCGAAGAAGCACGCACAUUGUUCCUCAGUUGGAAGCUUCCAAGAGGUAGUUACUCCUUGUUCCUGUGAUAUCUAUUCCCUUCGUGAAGUGACUAUAAUUAGGAAGCUCUUCAGUGCCAUGUUUUUUUUGUAUGAGAUAUAUUAGAAAUAUUUUUUCAAGAUGUAUUUGGCUGAAUGUGCACUCUGGAAGAAUUCAUCUUUGCCAUCAUCAUCUUGGGAUAGUCAUCACCAUUUCUUCCUUAAUUAAUAUGGACAAAAAUCUCAGCUGUACUGUAUUUUUAGUUGUUACAAUUCAACUAUAUCUUUUUAAACUUUUCUUUGUGCUUUAUUCUCUUGAAUGUAGUGGCUCCUCUGGGGUUCAAUUUUCGACUUUGUUUAACUCAGUCUGUUCCUUUUUAAAAAGUUUAUUUAAUAUUGAUUAUCGCUAACCAUUUACCUGGUGAUACUCUUUGGGCAUGGCUAUGUUCCUAGUGUGAUGUCAUAAUUCUGAUGUUUGUGACUCGGUUUCAGAGGUCUUAAAGCAGGUGUGGGACUUAUCUGAUCAGGACAAUGAUAGCAUGCUUUCACAUAGAGAAUUUGUCACUGCUCUAUAUCUGAUGGAACGUUUUCGGGAAGGAUAUACUCUUCCAUCAGUGCUUCCCAGCAGUGUUAAAUUUGAUGAGACAUUGUUGCAAGCAACCAGCCAGCCUUCAAUAUCCUAUGGUGGUCCAGCUUGGCAGCCCAGACCAGGUAAUUCCCUAUAUUCAAUCCUAGCUGAAGGUUGUUGCAAGUUAAGGAUUGACAGUCCGAGCUUUAGGAUUAUCCUUUCUAGAACUCUGCAUCCUUUUUACCCUAAUACUUUUGGUUUUUCUUAAAGCGGGCUUUCCACAACCAAGGAUACCUGGGUCACAGCCUGUAAUUCCUGCCUCUGGAUUGAAGCCACACUCACAGGUGCGAGAACCCCAGAAGAUUGAUGGUCAAAAGCUGCCAGCUCCACAAAAGAAAAGUGUUCCAGUUCUUGAAAGGCACCUUGUUUAUCAACUCACUAAAGAAGAGCAAGAUGCCCUGAACUCCAAGUUUCAAGAGGCUACAGAUGCUGACAAGAAGGUUUUGACGAAGUUACUUUGUUUGUUUUCUCCAUCCAGUGGUCAUGAUUACUUUAUUAAUAAUGCUCAUAAAUAAUAAUCUCUUUUUGGUCUCCUCUUUGUGCUGUAAUAAAAAAGUCCGUGUAGAAGCAUGACUUACAUUGACGUUGCUGGACAUGGCUUUGUUGUGUUAGUCAUGGAUAAUUAAUAAUUAUUUAAUAUGGUGAACUACAACCUCCGGGGACAUUUCUGGGCAUGGCUUACCUGUGCUAGUCAUGAAUGAUUAAUAAACAUUUACUUUGGUCUCUAUGAUGUGAAUUUCAUUUAUGCCAAUUACAGAUGAAAUAAAGUGCGCCCAUUAUUCAGUAUGAAUGUUAAUAGUUUAGGCUUGGAAGCUCAUGAUCUUUUUUGUUCUCUAUAGUCAUUUGUUCCCUUUUCCUUAAUAUCAGCAUUGUUCUCUAGUUUUUUGGUCAAACUAGCUUAGCAUGUUUCCCCCAUUUUAGGAGGUAAUACUAACUUGUCUGGCUCAAGUAAUUCCAAUCUUACUCUAAGGAAAUGGUCUGGCAUAAGAAAGGGAUAUUUUCCAAUAGGCUUUAUACGGAUCUGCGUUGCAGCCCAACCACCUAGCAUCCUUAUCUUUAUCCAUCUCUAACUAGGCAGGUUCUAAGCGUUAAUUUCUUCUGAGUUUGUCUUUGGCUAUAAAUCUGGUAAAAACCUCGUAGUCGGGUAAAGAUGGCCUCUGAUUGAGCAGACACUUCAGUUUGAAACUUGGUGAGCUGAGGUCAUAAUGACAUUAGGCUUGGAUACAUUAGUUGCAUAAUGCACCUAAUAAGCAUUAAGUAAUGUAUACAUUUAUUCGAGGUUUUCUCUCAAACUCUAUCAUUCAUUCAUUCUCAAUGAGUACUUUCUUUGCUCUGCUUCUAUAUCAGUGUCGGUGUCGAACUAUGCUUUCUCUGUGCUCAUCCAUCAAAACAUACGCAAUCUUCUGACGGUAAACAAGGAGCUGUAACUCCUUGUUAUUGGGCUUGCAUGCUACUUAAACUGAUCUGCCCACAUAACCUAUCUUUAUUAGGUUACCCUCAUGUAGUCCUCAGCCUUUUCUACUGUCUAUUAGACCGGUAAGUAAUGCACGAGACUCACCAUGUGCAAGAAUUGUUCUGGCGUGCUUGUUAUGAGGAGAGGGCAUGCAGCUAUGUUACUUCGAGGAUCUGUUAUUGAUAGGACCAUCAGUGUGUGUUGGUGGGGGUCUUUAAAGAAGCAACAGGAUAGUAGGUUUGAAGGUGACUGGAGGCAAUGGUCUCUCCUACUCUGUUCUUUUUCUCCACAAUUCCCUGACUGUGGAAAUCACCAUAAAAGUCCCCAAAACGCAGAUUAUGAAUGUGAAUGCCAUGGAGUUUUGGAUUCAUGACGAGAGCAGACUGAAUUGGUUGAUCUUUAAUUUCUGACCAGUGAUCUCGUCCCAACUUUGAACAUACUCGCUAAUAUUUCAACUAUUUCCGUGUUCUGUCAAAAAACUCAGAUCCUUGACAUCUGAAGCAGGUUAAAGGUGCCAUUUGGUACCCUAUAGGGUUAUCUUACAGGGAUGUUCUUUGUUGAAACAUGAAUUGUGUGCCAUUUUUUGAUGGUGUGUGGGUAAUCUCUGACAUGAUUCACUUCCCUGGACGACUAUUAGUCUACUCAUGUGCCUGACUAGUGAUAUGGAAGAACCAUCAGCUCCUCUUGUCACCGAUGACCCAAAGGAUUACCCAAAGAAUCAGCCAUCAUUCCUGCCACACUUCAUGCUUCUUUCGUGUUCCACACGUGAGUGAUUAUCUCCCACCAAGUAAUUAAGCGACCUUGCCAGUACCUAUAAUUCUCCAGAUAUAAGAUUUAAGUGGCUUAUUUGGCUGAAUCACAAAUCUUCAUUUUUUCUUUAUUAAUUGCUGAAGCUUUGAUGAAUUCAUUAUACCUUUUUAUAUUAAUGAGCAAUGAAAUCUGUGAAAGCUUGAAGGGGAUUGCGGGCGUAUUCUGAUGAUUUAUUUAGUUUCCAUGUUGUGUCCUCUCAAUGUUCUGUCUCCUCAGGAAGCAAAAGCCUCUUGACUUGUUGGUGAUACUCAUUAAAAUUUGUGUGGCCUGUACCUUCGAUAAUUUAACAUAAAUUCUUCGUAAAGAUUUGAUUUAUGUCUAUUUUAGACAAAAGUUUGACACUAGUUUGGAACAAAACGGAGUUGGAAAACUGAAGCCCCUCUCUUUUUUCUGUUAGUUCUGCACGACUUUGGAAGUAAACACGAAAGUUAACCUUAUUAGAAGUUGACGGGAUUAACCAUGAAACCAUUCGUGCAGUCUUCAUUUUAGAGAUCAAUUCUGGUUGGCGCAGUUGGACAAUGUUUUUUACUGCUUCAAUAUCUUAUUUGAAUCGUUGUCUUUUAUGAGAUUAUUAAAUGGUUUAUUUUUCUAACGGAUGCUAUUGAUUUAAAGUCUUCCUAAUCUUUUCGCUGUUCCCCAAUGAAAGGUGCAAGAACUGGAGAAGGAAAUACUGGAUUCAAAGGAGAAGAUAGAGUUCUACCGUACGAAGAUGCAAGAGCUUGUGAGUUUGUGUUGUUAUGCAAAUGUUAUUUUAAUUUCAACGUACUGGGCACAUGACAGAUGAUGUUCCAAGUUAAGGGUUCAGCUCGCCGUAACGAAUUACAAAGUUAGUAACGUGAGUUAGAGGGUCACAUCCGAUUGAUCUAGACUGCUACUAAGAUUGUUGUGAAUACCUUUUGCAACAUUUCUGUCCUUCCGUGUUGAUAAUGUACCCCUUUCAGAAAAAAAAAAGAGCAGAUAGAGAUAUGAUAUGGUACAGAAGAAUACUGGCCAUUCAUAGCGUACAUAUAUCAAGUGGUCGAGUCUCAUGCAUGGAGUAAACAAUUGUAGAAAUAUCAUUGCCUUUCUGGCAUUUGGUGUGACCAACUUUGAAAAUUUUUGUUACUUCAAAGGAUUCCUUUGUUAAGCAAGGUUUUGUUAUGCUCAAAACGAAUUGCAGAAACUCAUGAGAUAGGUGUCGUCAUUACGCGGUCUCCAGAGAUAGAGCAGGAGAGAAAAUUGGUGUUUUUGUGUAACUGCAUUUGGUAAUCAAAUCUUGAAGGUGAAAAGUGAUGUCCAACCUUUGUAACUUUGGUUCUAUGUAUUGAGAACUUCGCUUGGUUCCAUGUAACUGACAUACACCGAGUGUGCAAACAUAGAAUAUUAUUGGUGAAACUUAAAUAAAAUUAUGAUUCAGGUCAUUCUGGAAGUGGCAUUUGCCCUUGGAACCUACUGGUGUGAAGAUAUUGUUGGUAUCAUUUUAUUGUUUUGCAUAUUUUCACGAAUUUGAUGUUCAAUCUAUGAUUUGCAUCUGCCUACUGUCAUAUAUCUAGAUCUACCAAAACAUAUUAAUUUGCGAAACUGAUGUUUUUUCUGCUUUUUCAUGGAAUUGAACCAUGUCAGCAGUAGUACAGACUGCCAAAGGCUUGCUUGUAUCUUUUUAAAUUAUCAAGUUACCGUAGUCUGUGUUGUUUCAUCCAGUCAAUUCGCAUUCUUUGAUCUGUGAAUCUCAGUCUUGUCCCCAAGUCAUACUGCAGUUGUCUGUGACAUGCUCAUUUCUAAAUGUGAAGCAUCGUUGAACGACAGUUUGAAUUUGUGUUCUAUAUUGUAUGACUUAAGGGGGAUUAAUGGUAGAAGAGAAAAAUGUAUGCCUUCAGAGAGGAAGAAUAGGUCAAUCUUGCUCGAAAUCUGAACGAUCAUGUAGUUAUACUGGGAACUCAGUGUCAUUUAGAAGUCAAGUUUUCAUAAUGUACAAACAUGGAGCGAUGUGGCAAUUCUGUUCAGGCGACCGUGGUCUUCUUACAUUGGUUCGCUAUAUACAAUGUCCUUGAUGUGGCAAUGCUAUGUAGCCACAUAUGUCCUCUUGUAGUGGGGAGAGAUUUUGGUGAAGUGGAACCGUCAGUACGAAGGAAUAUGAUACACAGUAGGAGUCGGCUGUAUUUGUCUAAAAGUCGGGCCUGCAGUCAGUCAUGAGUUUUGGCAUUUUUCUUCUGUGGGCGGUGGGUGUUAAACAUUCCUUAUGUCGGGUUUUGGCAGGAACCCUUCUCUUUAUGAAAUUUCACACCACUACUUGUGUGAAGCGUUUCUGUUGUUCAUGAAUUGGAAAUAAUGUUGGUAAACACUUCCAGUUUAGUUGUGCUUUAUAUUGUAGGAUGAGAGUUUCCUUUAUUUAUUGUCCAUUUUAUUUGCUUCUAAAUAACGUCGAAUUAAAAUUUAGGGUUAUGACACAGUAGUUUGUGGUCAUCACAUACUGAAGUACACCCACAUGUUGAUAUUUUUCCACCAAUGAUGAUGAUACGUGAUAGACAAAGCAGAAAAAACUGUCACCUCAACUUGCUUGGACGUGGCAGUUUAUGGUGUUUUUCGUUGCUACGCACUAAUCACUAUUUUAGCCACGGUUUCUCAAUGUUUUAUCCUAUUUCAGAAAUCACUUUCUAUAAUUCUAAAAUCUUGUGAUAAAUGUCUCACUCUUAUAAGAGGUAAAUGGUUGAAAUAUUUUUUACUUCUCAUAUUUCUAUUAGUUUCUCUAACCAGUCAUCCUUUUACUAGGUUCUAUAUAAAAGCAGAUGCGACAAUCGCUUGAAUGAGAUUACUGAAAAGGCAUCUGCUGAUAAACGUGAGGUACUGCUAUUCUUAAAUAGGAAUUGAUUUAUUGCCAUCUUUUGGUUUCUCUUUUCUCUCAUCCGUUGGAAAGUGUUAUUCUGCUAGUUUGGAAUUUGAUUUGAAAUUAUGGUAAUUCAAUUUUGUUUUAUCUUUUCUUAUUUUGGAUUAGGUUCUAUUUGUGGGUAUUAAAUUUUAGAAGGGGUCAUUUGGCAGGGUUGCCAAAGUUUGAGCCCAAUCCCACUAGUAAAAGUUUAGUCUGAGGCCUGCCCGAAUCAUUAGUGGUGCUAAGUCCAUUUUUUUUGGGUUUCUGCGCUAAGUUUUGACACCUUGAGUCCGAUUUAGAUAGAUUUCUUCAUUUUAGAUGCCCUUGGGCUCUUUCUUUGGGGCUAAAAAAUGUAAACUAGCUUGUGAAUUUAUAUAAUUAUGUAGAUGUUUCUAUUUAAUAGUAUGAACUAUUUAAGGGUUUCACAUACAGUUUAAGAUUACUCUUUACAUCUUUUCUGUGUCUAUUUUAACGUUUUUAUGAGAUUAGAGUUCAUCGUGUUCGCUUAAACCUCAUAGAGGAACCUGCUUAAUUCAGCUACACCAAUGAUGUUGUGUUUGGAUCACUUAGUCAUAGUGGAAAAAUCACCAUGUUAAUUUUUAGGUUGAUCUACUUGCAAAGAAGUAUGAAGAGAAGUACAAGAACGUUGGAGACGUGGCUUCAAAAUUGACUGUUGAAGAGGCAACAUUCCGUGAUGUCCAAGUACUAGCUCUAAGCUUUUGAAACAUCUCUUUUUACCUUAAAAUAAGAUGAAUGUUUCGGUAAUGCCUUAUUCCUGGGAACCUUGGUUGCCUCAUAUUUGACUAUGCAGGAAAGAAAAUUGGAAUUGUAUAAUGCAAUUAUCAGAAUGGAGGAAGGUGGAAGUGCUGAUGGGUUGCUUCAGGUAUAGGGUAGUUUUUCUGGUGUCGUUUUGCUACAUUAAAAUCACCUAUUCUAUGCAGUUUAUCUGCUGAAAUUAAACUUGAAAUUAUGCCUCUUCAGGUUCGUGCUGAACACAUACAAUCUGAUCUCGAUGAACUCGUGAAAUCUUUAAAUGAACGUUGCAAGAAAUAUGGAUUACGUGUGAAACCAACUUCGCUCCUUGAGCUUCCAUUUGGUACGUCAAACGAUUUUUUUCUAUUCGAUGUUUUUCACUUUUGCAUACCGUACCAAGGAUUUAUUAACGAGAAAAAAUGUGGUUUGUUGCAUGUUAACGCACUUUGUCCGGCACUGUUGUUGCAUGAUGUGAAACAGGAAUGCCAUUGAACUUAAAUGAGAGUCUAAUGGAUUUUCUAACACAAUGGCCUUCAUGUGUGCCUAAGGUUAAAGGCAUUCAUCACGCAUGAUAUGACAGAAUAAUAACCCUUUUAACGUGCAAAAAAUGAAUGAGGUGAAAUAUUUCAGUGUUGUUAACAAAAUGUGACAUUGUGAUAGUUAUUGUCAACGCAUUGGCUAAGCGGCACAAAUCUAGGUUGAAAUUAAUAUACAGUGAGCUUACGUACAUUUCAAUGCCUGUCUAUGGAUAACGACAGAAGUUGGCAAAGGGACGUUGUAAUUAAUAUUUAAUGGAAUAUUCUGGAUUAUAUUUGUAAAUGAGUUUUGUUACCAUCAGAGACUGUGUUUAAAUAUGGUCUGAGAUAGCGAAAGUGUACCCUAAAAGGGGCAAAGGGAUCGAAACAUGGACUCUUCUGUUACUCUUCACCCUCUGAUAUCUGCAUUUUUGCAUCUCCGAUUCUCUUUGUCGUCCUAUUGGCUUUCCCCAAUGUUAUGGACACUGUUUGAGUUAUUUUCUUUAUUUACGUUCUUUUAGGAUGGCAACCUCGUAUACAAGAAGGUGCUGCUGAUUGGGAUGAAGACUGGGAUAAAUAUGAAGAUGAGGGUAAGACACUGUAGUCGGUAUUUUUUCAAUGCAAUUGGUCUUCUCCUUUCGUUGAAAUAUCAUGUUUUCUUCCCUCUGGAUUACUCGACACACAUGCGCUAAAUGACUCAUGAAAAAACCGUCUACUCAUUUCAUUGUUAGCAACACACGAACUUUUUAUCCUAGGUAUCUAGUUCAUUGCACUUGUCUAUGCAGUAGUGCCACUUCAAACUAUUGUUAGGUUUUCGUCCAAUGAAAGAUUCGCAUAUUCUUGGAAUACGAGAAGAACAUUCAGGGUAAAGUUAUCCCAGUCGCCAGUGGGGAAAAUACUGUCUCUCUCCCCAAGAAUCAGUAAAAAAGAAUAAGAUUUGUUCUGGUAGCGAGUAGAUGCGUUCCAAUCAUGAUUCUGAGACAGUGACCUUGCUGUAUGUAGUGUGUGGUUCCUUUGCAUUGUGAGUGGUUUACAUUUGCUUUCAUUCUCUGUUUCACAUUUGCUUUGCAUUCUCUGCUUUACAUUGUUUAAGUGCUACUGGUCAUAUAAAUGGAACAAGCAUUCUACGUUUAUGCUUCCAAUGCAAAAUUUAAUUUUUAGGUUCCCUUUUCUUUAAGUGAAAAUGAGACCAACAAUUGUAUUUGAAUUCUAGGUUUAGUCCGGACGUUUACAUUGAUUACUCUUCCCACUGAGACAUCUUUGUCCGUCCAUCCAUUAUUACUACAGAAUAAUCUGCAUAUUUAGAGAGGGAAAUGUUCACUAGCUUUUCGAACGGAUUUAGGAUGUGGAGAGGCAUUGAGAUAUUGUAUUAACAUGUAGUUAAGUUCUGUUUUCUCAUGGCUUGCUGUUUAAUUGCUUUGUAAGUUUGCAUUCUCUCAUUCACACGUAGAGGGCGAAUUAAACCUUGCUGGGAUUGAGAACUUUGAAGAUUAUGCUUUAAAGGAAAGUAGAAUAUAUCACUAAUCAGCGUAUUGGCCGUGCCAGGUAAUUCACGCCAUCUAAUAAAACCAUUGUGUGGCCUGGUUUUACCCGAAACUGACCUCCUGAGAGGUCUGGUGGAUUGCAUUCUUACCCUCAACCCAUUCAGCAAUUGCUAGCCAGUAAUGUGCCCUGGCUUUUUGGGAUGCUGUACCGGAAGGUUUAGCUCUACUUGGUUUCGAAUUUUGGCCGACGAAGUUGCAGCGAAAAAGAGAGAAGAACAACCCCACCAUCGAAAAUCAAAGCAGCAUUUGAUAUGACGUCGUUACUGAGAAAGUCUGCUGAUGAUGUAGUUUAGUUGGAAAUUAAUAGUACAUUUAUAGAUUGGAAUAUAUAUGUAGGAAUGUAUUUCAAUUUUACCGGUGGAUUGUCAAUUUGUUUUCUCUUCUCAUGGUUGCCUAAUCUGGAUGUAUCUCUUCUCAUUUGCAAUCCACUUUGUGUUCGAUAAACCCUGACGAUCAUUGGAAUUUCUCUUUUUAAUUUUUCACUUGCUUUAUUUUUGCGGUUAAGUUUUGAGAUCCAUUGUUGAACUAUUGGUAGCAUGAUUAUCUAUCGUAGGUGAGUAAACAUGGAUACCUAUUAAGUAUACGAUCUUGCACUGACUGUGUUCAUCAACGGCCAGGUUUUGCACUUGUGAAGGAACUCACUGUAGAUGUGAAGAAUAUCAUUGCUGCUCCAAAAAUAAAGUCCCCCCCCCUUGUGAAUGACGAAGCCAAGAAGGAUGAGAUUUCUUCCCCUGUUUCUUCUGUGAAUGGUGAAAAGAAGUUGAAGAGUAGUAGGGGUGAGGGCAUAGUUGAUAGUGAAACAACUUACGCUCAGAGUGAAGAUGGUUCAGUGAGAAGCCCUUCUGAUAGUCCUGCUGGGAGAAGUUCAUUGGAGAGUGCAUCUCAACUUUUUCAUUCGCCACGGUUUAGUCAAAAUGGAUACUCUCCCCGGCUUAAAGAAGGCCAGAGGUAUUUUAUGUGCUCAUAUUUUUCUUUCUUCAUUGCCAAAUCAGAUUGCUUUUUAAGUCUCAUCCUUUUCACUAAUGUCGUAUAUUUUGUAGUCUUUUUCUUGGAUAGCAUGAUGCAUUCAUCAAUCAUGCUAUCCAAGAUGUAGGUGAAGAGAUGGACUACGAAUUGAACUUGAUUUUUCAUUCUUUUUUAACAUGGUAUCAUAGGUUAAGGGUAGAUUUUUCUUGGGUCUCUCUCUCUCUCUCUCUCUCAAUUCCCCUCACUUUCUUUCGCAGUACAUAUGUAUAUAUACGCCGAUGGACUCUAGUGAUACUUGUCCUAAGAUGUUAAUUUUCUCUCUCUAAAGUGUGUUACAUCUGCAGUGAUCAUGGUGGUGCUGAUUCGACGCUUUCUGGGGAGAAGUUCGGUGAUGAAAUGUUGUGGGGUUCAACUUUUGACACUGCUGACGAUGCUGAUUCAGUAUGGGAUUUCAACACCAAGGUAAAGGAGUCCUACACAUCACUUCGACAAUCUUAUUGAUUCUUCUCUUCCUGUUGCCCAGAUCCUUUCACCUCACCGACCUGCAGUCCCCCUCGGUUCAGUUUUGUUAGUACUCACGAACAGGGUGCACAACGCGUCAAAAUCUCUUGCAGGAUUCUUUUCAGGAGAGAAACAAGCAGAACUCCUUCUUUGACUCUGGAGACUUUGGCCUGAACCCAAUCAGAACGGACUCUCCGAGUGCCAGCAGCGUCUUCGGGAAGGAGAAAAGCCCGUUCUUCGCAGAUUCGGUUCCAGGGACCCCACAGUACUACUCCGGCUUCUCGCCGCGAUUCAGCGAAGGGCCCGACGACCACUCCUUCGACACUUUCAGCCGGUUUGAUUCUUUCAGCAUGCAAGAUACCGGGCUCUUCCAGCCGCGCGAGAACAUUGCCAGGUUUGACUCCAUCCGAAGCACUUCAGAUCAGAGUCGAGCAUUCUCAUUCGAUGACCCAGAUCCUUUCGGCUCAACCGGGCCGUUCAAGUCUUCUGAGACCCCACGGCGGGCCUCUGACCACUGGAGCGCCUUCUAG
Messenger RNA from Spirodela intermedia, 13089 nucleotides. NCBI's taxonomy places the organism in Eukaryota, Viridiplantae, Streptophyta, Magnoliopsida, Alismatales, Araceae. The record is from the annotation of a GenBank genome assembly.